AUGAAUAAACCACCACAGCCUAUAACGGGACCCCCCUCUGUCCCAAACCCAGCCCCCUCCCCCGGAUUGACACAGGCCACCUACGGACCUGGGCAGCCUCAGUCUCUUGUUUUUGCCACACCUGCCCCCCCACAGAUGAACUCCGCACCUCAGCCAAGACAGUUUGCCGCAGGGCCCCGUACGUUACACCAACAGGGUGGAUACAGAGCGCUACAGGGUUACUAUUCGAACCGUCCGGCGAUGGCAACCAGUGCACCGAGGGUCCAAACAAGCAGUGGUCCUCGACCCGUAGGGCCCACCCAUGUCUAUCCGCCAAGCUCCCAGAUGAUGAUGAUUCCCCAGCAGCAGCUCUCAUUUGCCGGCUCCCCUCAGGGUUACUUCAUUCCUCCUGGACAGUACCGGGCCCCUUAUAUGCCACCUACUCAGCAGUAUCCCGUGACCAGCGGCAGUGCUGGCUACUACGCGGGAACCAGCCCUGCUGAAUAUCCCGGCUAUGCAGGAGCGUACUACCCGGCUCAGUCGCCGUACACGCCGUCUGUCCAGUCUGCACCGGUCAUGAUCAACCCUCCCCAACAACAGCAACCAGCACCCCCUCCCCAGCAGCCGCCAGCACCGCCACAAGGCCCACCAAAGAGGGAACGUAAACCGGUAGUGUGUCGCAACAAAAGUGCAGUGGACCUCUUUUCUGAUAUCAGAAUACGAGACCCUACUCAGGGUGGACGAGAUAUCACAGAGGAAAUCAUGUCUGGCGGAAGGUCCACCUCAACACCAACUCCUCCGCAGGCCAACAUCACAGAAGGCGGUUCUGCACAGACGAAUGGUGAAGUCAUUCCGCCUGCUACGACCGUCACAAGACGAGACGAUAAUAUAGAGCAAGUUGCCAGUGUCGAGACCCCACCACCUCCUUCAACAUCAAACCCCGAGCCCACGUUUGAGGCCACACUGGAAGCGGACAACCAGAACGUGCCGGCUGAGGAAUCUGAACCUGUGGACCCUGACCUGGCUCCCGAGGUGCCCACUCAAAUGGUAGAGGACCAGCCAGAUCCAAAUUCCACCCCUCCUGCUUCAACGCCCUCCUCUGUGGCGGAGGUUGAAGAAGUGGGCAUCCUUGUCAGCGACACAGUUGAUGCUCCUGUAUGCCCCUCACCUCCGACGGCACAAGAGGAGAAACCACAGGCUGCCCCGGCUCUGUGCGAGAAGAUGCCAGAGAAGCGACAAGAGGAGGAAAUGCAGGUGAUGGAAGAAAAGGAAGGGCCCACAGAGAUGGCAUCGGCGGAGCCUGUUGCUGAAGUUGCAGAAGCAGUAAACCCUGUUUGUAUAGAACCAGAGGAAAUGCCUCCAAAAUUGAUAACUGAAGCGCCUCAGCUUCCGCCGCCAGAGCCUGCCGCUCCCGAGCCCGAACUCCGGCUUGCCCCGAAAAAACAGGAAGAGCCUCCUCUCGCCAACGGCCUUCCUCAGGACAUGGAGGAACUUGGCGAAGAAGACACUACUCCCUGCAAUCAGCCAGAAGUUUCUCAAUCUCAGGAAUCCACACCUGUGGCUAAAAUUGCAGUGCCAGUUGUGGAACACUUGGAGGUCAAGGAGACAGAGGUGGUGGUGGCGGAACAGAAAAAAGAAGUGGUGAAGGUGGCAAAAAGUGAAGUUUCUCCUGCUCCCAUCUCCAUGAACUGUCCUGUUGAGGAAUCUGCUAUGCAAGCUGCUACAUCUGUGCCAAAGAAGAGGAGGAAUAUGAAGGAAAUUAACAAAAAGGAGGCCAUCGGAGACCUCCUCGAUGCCUUCACAGAGGAGCAGGUUGCCAAGCCUGCCCCAGAGCCCUCCUCCACUCCAGCUGAACCUGUCCCCGUGGUUCCUGCUGAACCUCCCGCUGAGGUUGCAGAUGAGACCUGGGAGGAGAAGGAGGACAAGCAGAAUGCAGAACCGGAGACCAAAUCUGAGACAGCUGACAAGAAAUAUCAGUACAAGGAAGAACAAUGGAAGCCUAUCAACCCCGAAGAGAAGAAACGCUACGACCGAAAAUUCCUUCUGGGCUUCCAGUUCAUCAGUGCCAGUAUGAACAAGCCGGAAGGCCUGCCUGCUAUCGAUGAUGUGGUUCUGGACAAGGUAAACAAGACUCCACUGCGGCCUGCAGAUACAGGUCGAUUGAAUGUCAGGACAGAUUUUACCCCUUCGUAUGUGGAGAAUCUGGGCAGCAGAUCAGUGGGAGGAAUGCGUGGACCAAUCCCCGGACCACGGCGGUCCCAGCAGGGUCAGCGGAAGGAGCACCGCAAAAUCAUCACCAGCAUGUCGCUCAAUGACGACGUGCAGCUAAACAAGGCGGAGAAGGCCUGGAAGCCGUCGACGAAAAAGGCCACCAGAGGUCGAGGGGAGGAUGAUGGGACUGGAUCAAAUGACGAAGAGCUUACCCCCGAGCAAGCCAUAACGCAAGAAACCCUGAAGCGAUUGCGCAGUAUCCUCAACAAACUCACGCCGCAGAAGUUCCAGGAUUUGAUGAAUCAGGUGAAGGAGCUGACCAUAGACACCGAGGAGAGACUGAAGGGCGCCAUUGACCUAAUCUUUGAGAAAGCUAUCUUGGAGCCCAGCUUCUCCGUGGCCUACGCUAACAUGUGCCGGUGUCUUUCUGGGUUAAAAGUCCCCACCACAGACAAACCCGGUCACAUUGUGACCUUCCGCAAACUGCUGCUCAACCGCUGCCAGAAAGAGUUUGAGAAGGACCAGGAUGAUGACGAGUUCUUGGACAAAAAGCAAAAAGAGAUGGAGGCUGCUAAAGACGAGGAAGAACGUGAACGCAUGCGCAUAGAGCUGGAGGAAGCCCGCGACAAGGCCCGGCGCCGCUCGCUUGGCAACAUCAAGUUUAUCGGUGAACUUUUCAAACUGAAGAUGCUGACGGAAGCCAUCAUGCAUGACUGUGUGUUGAAACUACUGAAGAAUCAUGAUGAAGAGUCUCUGGAGUGCCUCUGCAGGCUUCUCUCCACGAUUGGCAAGGACUUGGACUUUGAGAAAGCCAAGCCUCGUAUGGAUCAGUAUUUUAAUCAGAUGGAAAAGAUCAUCAAAGAGAGAAAAACAUCAUCCCGAAUCCGCUUCAUGCUACAAGAUGUCUUGGACCUCAAAAAGUGUAACUGGGUGCCUCGUAGAGGAGACCAGGGUCCUAAAACCAUUGACCAGAUCCACAAGGAUGCGGAGAUGGAAGAGCACAGGGAGCAGAUCAAAGUCCAGCAGCAACUCAUGUCCAAAAAGGACACAGGCGGAGGCAGGAUGGGAGGAGGUAUGGGCGGUCGAGGCCCUCACAUACCAGGAGGGGGCCGGGGCAGCCAGCCCCAGGAUGAAGGCUGGAACACGGUGCCCAUCUCUAAGCGAUUUUACGACUCUUCCCGACUCAAGCUCUCUAAGCACGACAAUCUGGACCUCAACAAUCAACGGUUGGCUCCUUCUGGCAAAAGUUGGGGCAAAGGCAGUAGCGGAGGAAUGGGGGUUAAAACUGCAACAGCAGACCAGGACUCUCGCCCAACCACCAGCAACAACCGCUUCGGUGCCCUGCAGCAAUCCGGCUCCUUGUCCUCUGACUCUGAUCGUAGAGCUUCUCAGAGGUCGAGCUCCAGCCGCGAGCGAGGCGGUGAUAGGGAGCGAUCGGAUCGGGAUCGAGAGCGCUUUGACCGUUUGGACCGUGACGACCGCAGUACCCGAAGCCAAAACACCAAGCGGAGCUUUAGCAGAGAAACGGAGGAGCGUGGCGGGAGGGGCGGUGAUAACCGGCCCUCCAACGAGCCCAUGCGCCGCGUGGCCAGCAUGACGGACAGCCGUGACCGGGGUAGCAGAGAUCGUGGCAGCCGAGACCGAGGCAGCAGAGAUCGCGGCAGCCGAGACAGGGUUCCAAGCAAAGACGUCCCAGCCAAGCGCGAGAGUGCCCCCACACCACCUUCUCUUCCUGAACCAGCAAUGUCAGAAGAGGCGAUGGAAAAGAAGUCCACGGCCAUCAUCGAUGAGUUCCUCCACAUCAACGAUUUUAAUGAGGCAACCCGGUGCGUAGAUGAGCUAAAAAGCAGCAGCGCACUGCUCUACGUGUUUGUGCGGAAGGGCGUGGAAUCCACACUGGAACGCAGCGCCAAAGCUCGUGAGCUGUUCGGCACCCUCCUGCCUAAACUCACCCUGGCUGGAACCUUGCCCAUUCAGCAGUAUUUUAAAGGGCUUUCACAGAUCCUGGAGGUCGCUGACGACAUGGCCAUAGACAUACCUCACAUCUGGCUCUACUUGGCUGAAAUCAUCACCCCCAUGCUCCUUGAGGGUGGCAUUCCUAUGGGGCAGCUCUUCAGUGAGAUCUCCAAGCCUCUCCUACCACAAGGGAAGGCCGGCGUGCUACUGGUGCAAGUCCUUCAUUUGCUCUGCAAAGGAAUGACUCAUAGUAAGGUUGGGGCCCUGUGGAAAGAGGCAGGGCUAAACUGGAACGACUUCCUGCCCAAGAAUGAUGACGUCAACAAGUUUGUCACUGAGCAGCAAGUGGAGUUCACAACCGGAGAGGGGCAGUCCAAGGAGAGUACUAAAAAGGCACUAAGUGGAGAUGAGCUUCGGCAAGAGCUUGAGCGCCUCCUCCGCGAUAAGGCCAGCGACCAGCGCCUCAAAGACUGGGUGGAGGCCAAUCUGGAUGAGCAGCAGAGGUCCUCCAACCAGUUCGUACGUGCACUCAUGACCGCCACGUGCCAGUUGGCCAUCACAGGAGACCCGUACAAGGUGGACUUGCCGCUGAUCAACAGUCGAGCCUCCCUGCUGCAACACUUCCUAAAUGACGAACAGAAGGAGCUACAGGCGCUCUACGCCCUGCAGGCGCUCAUGGUGCAAAUGGAGCAACCUGCGAACCUCCUGCGCAUGUUCUUCGACGCGCUGUACGACGCCGACGUCAUCAAGGAGGAUGCCUUCUACAAGUGGGAGUCGAGCAAAGACGCUGCGGAGCAGAACGGCAAAGGCGUGGCCCUCAAGUCCGUCACCGCCUUCUUCACUUGGCUGCGCGAGCCCGAAGAAGAGUCCGAUAAGGACUGA
Molecule: messenger RNA, 5028 nt
Organism: Nerophis lumbriciformis (worm pipefish)
Lineage: Eukaryota; Metazoa; Chordata; Actinopteri; Syngnathiformes; Syngnathidae
Source: RefSeq, a predicted model, not a curated record